GCCAAUUUAGGUAUGUACCAAGUCUACCAAAACUCAGAUUCCUACAGACUCGGGGCUAUUUAUACACAUAGCCUUGGAAGCUAGUCGAUUUACAUGAAUACAUAGAUACUGUCGGCUUCUUCCAUCAUAGGAGAAAACUCCUGUGUACAGAUACUCAUGCAUCUUAUAUUAUUAACUCUGUAUUCGACUACGUGGUAGAAUAUUUCCGAUGGUGGGUAGGUCUGCUCUUUCUAUAGGAGAGUUAUCACCCGAACAAUGCUUUCGGGGUAAAGAACAUCUUCUACCAUGCGGGCAACCGACAGACCGGGAAUAUGUCACACAGGCACAUGUCCACAUUCCGGGGUUAGGUCUGGGGAAGUAAAUAAAGUGGGUAAGUGAAGGCUUAAAAGAGUUUGAGUCAGGCUGGAUGAGGAGUAUCGCCGUCGUCUACCCCACGUUCCUCCCCGGCAGAUUACCAUCGUCCAAUGGCAUCCAACUGGAUAAAUGCCGAGUCUGAGGCCCCGAGAUGUGUGAUAGGUAAUGGCUUGUUCUCUAUUCGAUUGACGAGUGGCAUAACAAGCCGCCCCCUCCCCAGACGAGCCUCAGGGUCGGAGUGAAUAUCAUCGCCAACUCCCUCACCACAUCCAUUACCUAAGUCUUUGCUAGUUUGACUCUUUACCUGCGUGUUCGGAUAUCCUAGAACUGGAUGGGUUAUUAAGUCUCGUUAUCAUGUUAUUCGACCAAAUCGUGGCUGGCCUCAGGGUCAGCGACGGAAGCAAAUCAUUCGGCCAUGUUUCCGUAUGGCACCUUGUCACAUCGAUACUGCUAAUCGGUAUAAUUACUCUGAUAAUCGACUAUACCUAUAUGCUGUAUAUGCGAUCUAAACUACCUCCUGGUCCGUUCCCCUGGCCUGUCGUCGGCAACACAUUUAUGCUUCCGGAUAAUAAGCCGUGGAUAUGGUUCGAGGAGUUGUCAAAGAAAUAUGACGCGCCUCUAAUCACGAUUUGGAUCGGACGUAACCCAACUAUCUGGAUCAAUGAUGCGUGGGCGGCAUCGGAGCUUUUCGAGAAACGCGCGGGUAUAUACUCAUCGCGACCGCGGAUGCUAGUGUUUGCAGAGCUAGGCGCUGGCCAGGACAACUUGUUGAACAUGUACACGACGAGUCCCGAGCAGCGCGAUCGGUGGCGUGUCCACCGCAAGCUCAUUCACCACGGCGUUGGCGUGCAGUCCGUCCGCAGAUAUCGAGAGUUUCAGAACAAUGAGAGCCGAGUCGUUGCGUACGAUCUGCUUAAACGCCCUGAUGACUAUGUCAAGCACUUCGAGCGGUACGCCACAAGUGUCGUUUCCAUCAUUGCCUUUGGGCGCCGCGUCGAGAGUUGGGACGAUCCUAUCAUUACCGAAGUUAUCGCCAUGAUGCACCUAGCCGCCGACCUGAAUGUGCCUGGCAAAACAUUCCCCAUGCUCAUGGAGACCUUCCCCUGGCUUGCUAAGUUUCCUAACGAGAUUGCUCCCUGGAAGUAUGGCCUUGGAAAGAAACGUGCUUUCCACUUCUUCUAUGCCCUCGCAGACGAGGCAGCUAAAAAGGAAGGCCACAAGGAUUCUUUUGUGAAUCAUUUGUUCUCCGAGGGUCCGAAAUAUAACCUUAAGGAAGCUGAAAUUUCCUCUCUUACUGGAAACUUAUUCGGAGCCGGAUCCGAUACGAGCAGUAGUACCCUGAUCACGUUCAUUCUAGCUUGCUGCGCAUUUCCGGAGGCAUUGGUACCAGCAUGGGAGGAGCUUGACCGCGUGGUCGGCCCGUACCGGAGUCCGAGUUGGGAAGACGAGGAUAGCCUGCCUUACAUAAAGGCUUUUGUCAAGGAAGUGCUGCGGUGGCGUUCUGUAGCUAUCAUUGGAGGCCAACCGCACGCACCGACACAAGACGACUACUACAAGGGUUGGCUAAUUCCCAAGGGUGCUUGGAUCCAAGGGAAUGUUUGGGCGAUUCACCAUAACGAACGCGAAUUCCCCGAUCCCGAUCGAUUUAACCCUAAUCGAUUCCUUCCCGGCCACCCAGACAGUCGACCGUUCCCGGGCGAAAGGGGUUACAUGACCUUCGGGUGGGGCCGCAGAGUCUGUUCGGGACAGGCACUGGCUGAACAAGGGACGUGGAUCACCGUAGCUAGAAUACUGUGGGGAUUUAACAUCCAGAAGAAGAAGCGCGCGGACGGCAGCACAGUUGAUGUUGAUAUUUUCAAUUACACGAACGGACUUAACAUGCGGCCCCAACCGUUCGAGUGCAGCAUCGCGCCGCGCAGUGAAGAGAUCCGGCAGACCAUAGAACGGGAGGGCAAGCAGGCUCUUGAGGAGCUAGAGCAGUAUCGCGGAGAGACUAAGUAUCGUAUGUCGACUUUCUAUUCUAGAAAUAACUUAGCGAUGGACUUGUACGGGGGAGAUGAGAAAGGAUCUCAAUAGUACUUUGGGAUUGCCGAGCGUGAGUUCAAUCAUGUGCCUAGAACCAAUCAUAGCAAUAAAAGAGAGUACAUAAGAAA
This is a messenger RNA of Annulohypoxylon truncatum, 2507 nucleotides long. RefSeq names its product cytochrome P450. NCBI's taxonomy places the organism in Eukaryota, Fungi, Ascomycota, Sordariomycetes, Xylariales, Hypoxylaceae. The record is from RefSeq and is a predicted model, not a curated record. Bases 709 to 2430 code for a protein of 573 amino acids. The transcript is spliced from 4 exons. Gene Ontology annotation, molecular function: heme binding; monooxygenase activity; oxidoreductase activity, acting on paired donors, with incorporation or reduction of molecular oxygen.